This is a messenger RNA of Paramecium pentaurelia, 1182 nucleotides long. The record is from the annotation of a GenBank genome assembly. NCBI's taxonomy places the organism in Eukaryota, Ciliophora, Oligohymenophorea, Peniculida, Parameciidae.
AUGAUAUAAGAAUAAUAAUAAGGGAUAACAGAGGAAGAAAAAGAACUUAUUUUGAUUGAAGAAUUAUCAUAAAAAUUGGAAGGUCUUUAUAAGGAUAUGGAGUAAAUAAGAAGAGAGAAUUUGUUAUUUGAAUCAUAUAUAAUGAGAAAUUCUAAAGAUUUAUAACGAGAAGAGGAAGCAGAAGAUAAGAAACAAAAAACAAAGAAAAAGGAUAAGCCUAUUGAUAAAAAGGUAGAAUUUAGUAUUAAUAUAAAGACUAUGUAAUUGACUAAUGAAGAAAAGUAUGAGAUUGCUUAAUUUGAGAGUGAUACUUUGAAAAAGAAUAUUGAGGAAGGAAGAAUAAGAUCAGAUUAAAUAUUAGAAACUUUGAGAGUAAGAGAAAAAAUAAUGUAAAUAGGCAAUUUUAGAGGAAACUGAUAAGGCAAUUACAGAGAUUAGAAAAGAUGCUUUUGAUUUUCAGAGAGAAAUUUUAUUUGCUGGAGAGAAUACAAGAACUGGGAAGAUUGAAGCAGAAAGAAUAGAAAAAUAUUUUAAGGAAAAAUUAGCUUAAAAGGUAAUUAAUAAUAUUGAGUAAAUUUAAGGAUGCAUAAAUAGAGAAAUAUAAAUAAAAGAAAGCUAAUAUUGAAUAAUAAAUUACAAAAACAAGUAAUUAGAUUUAAAAGAAAGAGGAGAUGGGAGAUGAUUUAAAAUUUAUAGAUUUUCAUUAAUUAUAAAUAGAAAAUAAGAAAUAUGUUAAAUAAAUAGAUGAAAAGAAUAAAAAAUUAUUAGGUUUAAAGAUAGCAACAGGAAAGAUAUCUUCUAUUUUAAUUGAAGAAAGAAAUCAAUUAUAAAAUGAAAUAGAUUAAUGCAAUAAAUUGAUAUAAGAAAUUGAUGAUAAAAACAAAAAGAUAGCAAAAACUUAAGAAUAAAUUAAAAAGGUUAAAAGAUAAAUUGCAUCUUUGACAGAAAAGAAGAAAAAAUUUGCAAUUUAAUUGGAGCAAGUUAAUAAUGCAACAAAUGAAGAUAUACCAAAAGUAUCAUUUAAUUGAUAUGAAAAAAGGCUAUGACUUAUGUAUUGUAAAAGAGAAAAGAGGAAGAAUUAGUAUACAAAAUAAGAAACACUAAUAGAAAAAUUGAGAUUGCUGAGUUGGCUUACUAAAAGGCUUGUAAAGCAUUAGGAAUAAAUCCAGAAAAACUAUGAAA